AUGUCGUCGCUGGAGGCCGUCCGCGCGGACGGCUACUACUACGGGCCGGACUACGACCCGAGGCAGCACGGCAGCUUGAAUCAGUACCGAGGUUCUCACCCCCUGGGGGACCGAGCGAAGAAGCUCGACGUGGGGAUCCUGGUGAUUCGCUUCGAAAUGCCCUUCAAGGUGUGGUGCACAGCCUGCAGCCACGUCAUCGACAAAGGCGUGCGCUUCAACGCGGAGAAAAAGUGCGUGGGCACGUAUUUCUCGACAAAGAUUCUCGAGUUCGCCUUCGCCUGCCCCAGGUGCAAGGAGGAGAUCACCAUCACCACGGAUCCGAAGAACGCCGAGUACAGAUGCACCAAGGGCGUCCGCCGAAAGGUCGAGACGUUCAGCUGCGAAGACGCCGAGACGAUCGAGCUCCCGGGGAUCGACGAACGCGAAAAAAUGAACUUAGAUCCCAUGUUCAGACUCGACGUCAAAAAGGCACACACGCGCACCGAUCAGGCGGAGAUGGAGACCGUGAUUGAGGACUUGAUCGACUUCUCAGACUCACGCUCGGCCGACGACUACGCGGCGAACUUGGCUCUGAGGGAGAGACUGCGAUUUCGGCGACUCGCAGACGAGAAUCAGGCGGCCGCCGAACGCGCGCUGGGCCCCGCGAGAGCCGCGGCGGCAUGCGCCGUCGGCGGCGAGGCCGAGGAUGCCCUCGCGGCGAAAAGCGUCCGGUUCCGACAGCGGAAAACGCAGAUGGACCGACUCGUCAAGAAGACAGCCAUGAAAAUGACCUCGAUAUUCGACAGAAAAAACGUCGUCCCCAACAAAUUUUCCUCCGCCUCACUCCAGGGAAAAGCCGUAGAGGCCGGCUUCACGCUGGGACCCACCAUCACGCGAAUCAGCUCCAAAAAAGACGACAAGGUUCACGCACACGGCGCGGGCGCGCGGAAACGCAUCCCGGGCACGGAGCUCGGGGGCGUCGUCGUGAAGAAAAAUAAAACUUGA
Molecule: messenger RNA, 984 nt
Organism: Besnoitia besnoiti
Lineage: Eukaryota; Apicomplexa; Conoidasida; Eucoccidiorida; Sarcocystidae
Product: nuclear protein-like family protein
Exons: 1
Coding region: 1-984 (327 amino acids)
Biological process (GO): mRNA splicing, via spliceosome
Cellular component (GO): post-mRNA release spliceosomal complex; U2-type spliceosomal complex
Source: RefSeq, a predicted model, not a curated record